GACUCACUUCAACCCCUAAUUUUUAUGGCGGCGGCGAUGAGUUCGUCUCCCGUCGUCAGCUCAUGAAACUAAAUCUCUCGAAUCUCAAAUUUCUACGGACCUCAAGAAAAUCGUUCAUGUCCCAGACCCGAACAAUGACUCAAAAGCCGGAUUCAAUUCCUGAUCCGUCCCAAGUAGUCGACGAUCUUCUCUGCUCAAAGCAGCGUGAUGUGCAGAUUGAGGAAACGAUCGACGCAGCGCCUGCAAUCUUGGGCUCUCCAAGUCGGGUCCUAAGCAUUGAUACUAGGGUAGAGCGAGCUUGGGCACACUGGAAAAAUCUGGGUAGACCCAGAUACAUCGUUGCUCCAAUGGUGGAUAACUCUGAGCUUCCGUUUCGAUUGCUCUGCCAAAAAUACGGAGCUCAAGCUGCUUAUACGCCGAUGUUGCAUUCUAGGAUUUUCACCGAGACUGAGAAGUAUCGAAAUCAGGAGUUCACCACUUGCCAGGAGGACAGGCCAUUGUUUGUGCAGUUCUGUGCUAAUGAUCCUGAUACAUUAUUGGAAGCUGCAAAGAGAGUGGAACCUUACUGCGAUUAUGUUGAUAUCAAUUUAGGGUGUCCACAGCGUAUAGCGAGGCGAGGAAAUUAUGGUGCAUUCCUGAUGGAUAAUCUCCCUUUGGUGAAAUCACUUGUUGAAAAGUUAGCUCAGAACCUUAAUGUUCCUGUCUCCUGUAAGAUCCGGAUUUUCCCAAACAUUCAAGAUACACUCAAAUAUGCCAAGAUGCUAGAAGAUGCUGGUUGCUCGCUGCUAGCUGUUCAUGGCCGAACAAGGGAUGAGAAGGACGGGAAAAAGUUCAGAGCUGAUUGGAGUGCCAUCAAGGAAGUGAAAAACGCUUUGAGAAUCCCUGUUCUGGCGAAUGGGAAUGUAAGAUGCAUCGAAGAUGUUGAUAACUGCAUUGAGGAGACCGGUGUUGAAGGUGUCCUUUCUGCUGAGACGCUUCUUGAGAAUCCAGCGGUCUUUGCUGGGUUCAGAACAGCUGAAUGGGCAGCGAAUAACGAAGAAGAGGGAUUCGUCGAUGGAGGAUUAGAUCAGGGAGAUUUAGUUGUUGAGUAUUUAAAGUUAUGCGAGAAGCAUCCGGUUCCAUGGAGGAUGAUUCGAUCUCACGUUCAUAAGAUGUUGGGAGAAUGGUUUAGGGUUCAUCCACAGGUUAGAGAACAGCUUAAUGCUCAAAACAUAUUGUCGUUUGAGUUUCUAUACGGUCUUGUAGAUCAGCUGAAAGAACUUGGAGGGCGAGUUCCACUCUACAAGAAGAAGCAAAUAGAUACUCCAAAUCCACAAGAGUCUCCACAAAGAGUUUAGAGGUAAUGGAGUCCCUUGUAUUAGUAAUACAUUCUUGAUUCAUUGGGUUUUAUGUUGUAUCACCAAUCAUCACUUAUAAACCAAAAUUUUUUUAGUAUCUUCUUAUGUAAGACUCACUUUUAAACUAAAAUUUUAUCAAUAUCUUGUGAAAUGUUAGAAUAAAGCUUAUAAGUUCAUUUAAGAAA
Messenger RNA from Capsella rubella, 1522 nucleotides. Its product is annotated as tRNA-dihydrouridine(16/17) synthase [NAD(P)(+)]-like. Gene Ontology annotation, biological process: tRNA processing. NCBI's taxonomy places the organism in Eukaryota, Viridiplantae, Streptophyta, Magnoliopsida, Brassicales, Brassicaceae. The transcript is spliced from 3 exons. Gene Ontology annotation, molecular function: tRNA dihydrouridine synthase activity; flavin adenine dinucleotide binding. The record is from RefSeq and is a predicted model, not a curated record. Bases 63 to 1337 code for a protein of 424 amino acids.